CUCCAUGUUAAAGCAUGCAUCUCCAUUGAGUCAAAGAAUGAUUGAACUGAAAAGUAUGGUUUAGGGUCAGGGUUAGGGUUCGGAAGCUGACGGCAAAAGUAAAGCGCGCAAGUAUGUGAACAUUUCCGGCUUAAAUUGAUUCCAACCGUCCGUUGACGUAAGUGUUUGAGGUAGGAAGCUAAAGCUACUUAACUUUGUCUUCUUAGACUUGUACAUACACGCAAUCAUAGAAAAACCUUUGAAUAGAAGCUUUUUCGAAACAAGGUCAAUACAAAACCUAUUUGCAAGGUUAUUUACCGAGGUUUAUAGAGUUCUGUGCAUGGUUAGCCUUCGAACCCCGGUGAUGACAAAAAAAUUGACGAGAGGAAGUCUAUACUUGUUUGUGGAAUUUACCAAGCGAUUGCGACGCGCUGGAAUGAUAAACUACUUAAAGCUGAGGCCACUCGGCUGACAUCAUUGGCAAUUGACAAUGGUCAUAUUUGGCGUGAAGUUCACCUGUGUAAGAUAAGAUUUGGAGAAAGACCGCAUAAUUUCCUUUGCUUAAUCUAAUUAUUGCCAAGUAUCUAAAUCGCCUUAACACUUACAGAGCGGAGAAUUCACAGACUGGCAAACGACGGUCAAUUUGCCAGUCGUCUGAAAAAUUAAUGAUAAUCUAAUUAAAUCCUGAAGCAAUUUAGAUGUCCUAUCUGAGGGAUUUAUUAUCUCACCAUUUCUUUGUAAAUAGAAAACUUCAGUGUAAUCUUCAAAAUUCAUGUUAACCCCAAAUAAAUGGAAACUAAUUAGCUUGUCAAAAGGGAAAGUAAAAUCGUUCCAUUUUGGGACGUAGUUGCGAACCCUCAUAAUCGGAAAACAAUCUGCGUGCAAAUGCUGGAGGUUUUGGAGAUAUCAACACAUUACAUUCAUAACUUCCGUCUCAAUCCCUUUUAAAAAUAUUGCGACAAAUUGGUGGCAAAUCAAUGAAGUGGAUUAAAAGUCUCUCUUCGGCGAAGGAAACAGGCGUGCCAGUGUCUGAAACUUUCUCCGACCUGAUUUUCUAUUAUUUACUUCGGUUAUAAGAGGAGUUCAAAAGUCAAAGUAACUUGUCUAACUAUGACCCUAAAAGAUACCGAUUACCGAAAGUUGAGAAUUGAUUACAACUGAGCACAAUCAGUAGAUAGAUUACAGGCUGAGUAAUGCUGUUAUUGAAAUAACUCUGCUUACGGAAAGGAAAAAAAUCCACGAGGAAAUAUCAGCGACUUAUCAGGACGAUUUUCAUUCCUGAUUUUCGUGCAGUGCAAGCUGUUUGCGGAUUAAAUUCUCUCAAGGGAGGCCAGUAAACACGUAAGCGUUUGAGAUUUUAGUGCUGAAACAGAUACCAGCAAGUUUAAUCUUGCGGCGAAUUAUAAUUUUUCAUCGCAUUAGUUAGAAUCUCUGGGUGUUCUAUGUAGUGAUGCACUUCAGUCAAGUUCAAGUCCAUGAUUCAGGAAGCUUUAAGUACCAAGGGUUUUUUUCAGGUAACGGUUUAGAAAAAUCGGCCACCAGUUAUAACCAUUGCACCACAAAAAGUAGUGACACAAAUGAUUAUUGCCAUCUACAUUCCCUCGGUUUUGAUUUGUUCUUUAAUUUAUCGUUGACUUCGCUAAAUUGUAUUCAGCCAAGUCUGAUAACUUUAAAAUUCUUCGUUUUACACGUUUAGGGCUCGUAAUCUGUACUAAUCUAUUCGAUUUCCUGUUUUGACUUGUAAUUUCCCCUCACGUGUUUUUUUAACCUUGUCAGACGACAUUUUCAGGAUUAGUGGUUUGACAGUUCGCACUGAGGUGGGUUUCUCGACAAGAAUGGGAAAAAUUCUGGCAUAUCUAUAUAAUUGUCGUCCCACACUUUCGUCGUCUGGUUGAGUUUUUCGGACAACAUAUGCAAGAAAAUAUAAUCAUAACGCUGAUAACAAUAAUACUGUAAUAUGAAAUGGAUAAAAUAAAUAAGAGCAACAUUGAAAACCAAAGUUAUGUUGAAGGCUAACUUUUUGUCACAGAUCUUCCUAACAAACAUUAAGAUUAACCUUACGCGGCAACUCCUGGUUGUAACAUCCCCUGUCCCUCUUAAUUACGUGGGAGAUUAGCUGGAGCGGGGGGGGAGACUGUUGAGGGAAAGGCCACUUCACGCCCGUGGGGUAAAUAGUGCACCACUACGAGAAGAAACGCUGAAAAUCGAGGAUCUCUGGCGCUCUUCUCGGGGAAAUUUGGCCAUGGAAAGUAAAAUUGCGCGGCGAACAUUUGAACUCGACACAUGUAGAUAGUAAAUCACAUUUACUAUCUUGUCAAGGUCGUUCCUUGCUAAUAUCGUUAAGGGCAGUAUGAGUAAAGAAGGUGAAGGUUAAUUCUCGUUAGUUCUUUGUAUGUAUGCCAGUUUUCCUUGUUGUAAAUUUGGCAAAAACAGGAGGAGAAAUUCAGCACGAGCGAGCCUAUUUCAUUCCCCACAAAGCUUCUCUGUGAGGUCCUUAAUUGAGCACGAGCGAGCCUCUUUCAUUCCCCACAAAGCUUCUCUGUGAGGUCCUUGCAUCAUACCUGGCGGGAAUUGCCUUCUAAAUGUGAGGGAACGCCCUAGAUUUACUCGAUGUGCCAUAAGAAAAUGCAAAAGAAGGAACGAAAGUAUAGUUGUGUUUGUGCUCACGAAAAAUGAAAGAUGUGAGUGUUAUAGAAGCCCUAUUAUCGAGCCCAAAUAUUUCGCGGAAAGCUGCGACUUUGCGUGCGGUGUCGGAGAUGCCGCCGUUUCCGGACGAGCAGCACAUUUUGCGUAUUAACUUGCAAAAUAACUUUGAAAUAUCAUCGAUGACAAAAAAAAGCAAAGAGGCAUUGAUAAGUAAAACAAGAACCUGCCAGAAAAACUGGAAUUUUGUAAUUGAACUCAAUAUGACCAAUCAUGGUCAAGGAAGAGGAAUCGAUGGAGGACCGGUCACUAGAGACUUAUCAUUGGGUAAUACGAUAUGACCCCGCCUCCAGCUACGCCUCCAAAACGAAUAAAUUCGGAUGUAACAACAACAACAACAGGUAAUUUCGUUCAGCUUCUGGACUUCUGAGUGAACAAGCAGCUUUUAACGUUAAGGGUAAGCAAUCUUGUAAUUGUUUAGUUUAUUUGUUGUAUGCGUUUGCUAAUUUCAAAAUAUUCUUCCCUACCCUUGUUUGUAAGUUAACGCAGAGCUCCGUGGCAACUGAGCCAGUCAUGUUACGAUCCCGUCACGUUGCACACGCCUUAUUCUUUUUGUGUCCCAGUUUCGUAAAACAAAAAAGAUUUUAACCCAAAAAAGCGCACAAAUUUUCGUGGAAACUGUUUUGAGUAAUGGUUUGAACUUGAGAAGAUCGAGGCAAUUUUUAACCAUCAAACGAAGGUUACUGUACCAGCGUGAUACCAUUAUUGUAAUAAAAUGGAACAACACCUCCAGAAUCUCCAACAAGAACAAUUAAAUUCACUCGCAACAACAACAACGCCAGCUAUUGUCAAUGUACAGUAUCCUCAUUGGCUCUGAAACAAAAGUCGAUGCAAAAUUAACAAAGGUUCAAUUUUCGACAGACUAGGGAUAACGAAAAAAGGUCUUUUGUGGAUUUAAGUAGACUUGAAUCUAUUCUCACGAAAGAAAUCAAAUGCGAUUGUCAUGGCUUGAGAAAAAGAGACCCUUCUAUUUUUGAUACAAGUAGACUCGCAAAAAUUGCAGUUAUAUGACGUACAACUGGGUAGAUUUUUUCCUAAACUUUGAAAAUAAAUGGGUAUCUAUUUUUCGCCUGUAUCAGUUGUUAACCAGCGAUCGUCGCGUGGGAGUGCCUUUUUAAAGCCUGGACCAAAGCAAUUCCUACUCCAUUUACAAAGAAUUUAAUUUGAUUACAAAGAAGAUCAUCUCCAAGACGUUUAAAAAAGUCGAUCCCGAAACCAUGAUUCUUUCAAGACCAAAAUGAGAGAUCUUGUUGUCAUUAUUUGGUCAAAACAGGAAACUAUUUCCUUUCACGCACUGGAACGAACAAGAAAGGGCACGGCAAAUAAACACUAUGUCCCACAUCAAAUAUUACGCAACUUUUCUUGUAGUAAUCGAGCAUGUUGCUGAUUUCAGAGUCACUUCAAUCUUCACUUGAACUAUAUUACGUAGCAAGUGGAUUACAAGCUGGCCUUUCAAAAAGCUUGUGGUCUCUACCGAGAAUCCUGUCGCAAUAACUAGAAAAUGAUACAUUUUUCCAUAAUGGGAAUGAUAUUAAAAGAAAAAACAACUGCGACGUUGAUGGCAAUAUUGUUUAUCUCGAUGGCGAACAUACUCCAGGUGCCUGGGGGAUGUCACUAAAGCAAGAGACCCUGAAAUAUGCUUUUGGUCAGAACCCCGAAAGAUCGUGUCUGCAUUUCCAUCAUACACACGUCUAGUUGUUACAUAAAAACAGACAUUGCAGACACAUUCAACAAAAAUUCACUGAGCUCCAUUCCAAGACCUCUAAAAGGCUGACAUUGGCAUCCUUCCCAGCGAGCGCGCUGUAAAAAAGUUUCGAAUUUCAACAGUAUUCCGGUGGCUCAAAACAUUAACCCCACUGUGAAAGUGUUGAUUCACCCCUCGAAAAGCAUAAAAGCAUAAGUAUGAUAAUUGGAUUUCUGACGAGUCAUAAUGACCGGUCUUCUGAGCUCAAUUGUUAUGUGAGUUUUUCGAUGAAGAUGCCGAAUGUUCCAGAAUAAAUGAUCAAAAAGACAAGACAAGACUAAAAUUACAAAACUAACGCUUCACUGUUCAGGUUUGAAUACAAGUAGUUAUGACUUCCAUUCUACAGUCUUUUCAACAAUGUAGGAUGAGUAGGUAUCCCCUUUUCAUUCAGAAAGUUUUCACUCUUCGUUCUCCUGCCAGAUGCAAUGGUUGUUUAUCCGCCACGUUCGUCUGCUAAGUUGAGAAGUUCAUGACUCAUCUACGUAUAACCUUGGCAAAGUAUCGACGAGCAAGUUCAAAUAGAUGAUUGCAGUGCAAUGCAAAAAUAGCAAAUUUUGUGGGCUAAAUCGAUGUAAUCAUUCCUCAACUCAUGGACUACCUCAAGUCAUUUUUUGCAAUAGUUUCUACAUAAAGAGCUUUGAAUAACUGAUUUGUGUUCAAACUCAUUCGACAUUUCAAAAGUCCCAUCUCAUGUCACAAAUUAAUUGUUUCGAACUGCCACUUAUGCACCGAUAAAUGCAGGCAGAAAAGAUAAGGGGAAAUGAAAAUCCGCGUGAUUACCAGACCUGAAUGUACACCACAAAUCUAAUCUGAUUAAAUAAUCGCAAGUGUUACAUUUUUUGACUACUCAAAGGUGUAUGACAAGCACAAUGAAAACGUUCUAUUAAUCUAGCUGAGUCGACCCCGCCCCCAACACCUCCCACAUCAUCUUGAAUCACGCUCAACAGAACACACCUUGUCUCCAGACUACAAUUCUGUGCAAUGUUAUCUAUGAAAACAUAGGAUGUACCUAAAAGAAACAAGUAGAAAUGUACUAACUGUCUAGCAUGUCUUGAUUAUUGAGCAUCUAAAAGGGAAGUCGCACUUGAGUGUACCAGCUGUUGACAUCGAAGCAAGAAAGCUUUAUGAUUACGUGAGCUCUUACUGACUUCAAAUUCCAUCACUUUAAAACUGAAUUUUGGCUUAAGCGGGGCUUUUACGCUUCUCCUAGACUGAUUCGUACCAUAAAACCUUUUACAACGUAGCGAGAGAUUCACUCCUUAGCAACAUGUCAUCUUUUGGAUCUCGGUGCAUUACAAACCAAUAUGAAUUCUGAAGGAACUCGUAAAGGUGUCUAUGCACAUUGCCGAUGAUAUGCCUGCCUUUUGACUUGUACAUUUAACUUUACAGCGAGAGCUUUUCGGCGAGUGGAAAGAGUUUUUGAGAUGACGCUCUUGAGUAUUUAUCGAGUAUAUUGCCAAUUUACUUCUCCCCUAAACUUGUCUUAACACAAAGAAAAUUGAAAAACAAAGAUAUUAGUACAUUUUAAGACCUUUAACAGCUUGAAUUUGUGGUAUGAACUAAUUCUGACUGUAAUUCUGUGUAUCUGCGUAAUUCAAAUGGCUCGUUGCGUUAUUAAAUUCUGUCCCCGCCCCCGGUUCCUCCCACACGGCUUACCUCACGCACAACAACACCAACGCAAUGACUUCAACUACGGCGGUUGCUUUAGUCUUUAGUCUAGCUUUAGAGAACAUUGUCCACGAGAACAAAAGUACGCGUGGAAACGUAUUAAAAGAGUUUCUUGGCCUUCGUUAUUUCGCGAGAACAAAAGUACGUGUGGAAACGUAUUAAAGAGUUUCUUGGCCUUCGUUAUUUCAUCGAAGAGAAAAAUAGAAUUUAUCGCCGGUUGCCGUUUUAGUUCUUCUUUUUAUUUGUCUAAAUGCAAAGGAAAUUCGAAAAGGUAGAUUCUCUUACCUACAAACACCUUUAAUUUAUAAUUUUGCAUUUGCGGCAUGAGUCAAUCUGAUCGUAAUUCUGUUUAUCUUUGUUAUUCAAGUACAUUCGUUGCGUGAUUAUUGUCCACGCCCCCCGAUACUCCCACAUGGAUAACCUCACGCACAACAAAGCAAUGCAAUAAUUUAAUCUAGGGCUGCUUCUUUAGUCUUUGGUUAAACUAUAGAGUACAUGAUCCACGAGAGCGAAAGUACGCUUAAAAAUGAAUUGUAUGUAGCUUCUUAGUCUUUUUAAAAGUAAAAGGAAAAAAUUAUCACCGCGGUAUUUUUCUUGCAAAGACCCUGAGAGAUAAGAAGUGUGUCUGAGACAGGCCAGAUAUUUUUUAGAUGCCAAUGAAUAGCACUUUCAUCGUAAAACUAUUUCUCUUCUCUUUCGUGAAUGGAACAUAUCCAAGUUAUGUAAAGGUCGUCUUUUUUUCCCAUUAGAAUUAUGGCCUUAAUGUCAGAUAAGGGCAAAAAAAAUCCCUACAUCCUCGGCGAUCACAUUACGUACAUUAAGCGAACACAACUAUCUCCUUUGUUUUCGACCUGAAAGACGACCUGCGUUUUGAACAGCUGAAUGAAUCCUGUGCUUUGACAUCUGCUACUGUAAUGAUAAAAGCUCGACAGAAAGUCGAGAAGAACGAUCAGAGCGAUCAGUUUCCUUCGGAGGAAUUUGUUCCAUCCUCGAAUAUUCUCCGAUUUUUUUUAUCAAGAAAUCUCAAUCCUCAUUUUCCUAUGGAGCACCUUAUACUACAGCCUUUGGACAUAUUUUGUGGAGUUUUGAGGAUUAGCCACGCACGAGAAAUAAAGUCUUUGUUUAAGAUUGUAAAAAUGUAUACUACAUAUAAUAUAUUAUGAGCGUGCGCGUGUUCGUUCGCGCGCUGCCCAAACAACAACGGAACGAGAACAAUAGAGAUUUUGUCUCUUUCAGAUCAAGCCUUGAUAGUAAACUCUUCGGAGCAAAAAUUUAUCAAACUUUGUUCUGUAACUAAACUUGAUGACCGUUAGCCUUAUGGAGGACUCUAAGCACUAUGUUCCUUUCGUUCUAUCUACAUCCGGUCGCUCCAAAUGUGCUUCAAGGGAAUUCGAUACAUACAUGCCAAAACAAAUUGCGAAAUGUAUCAUUUUAGCAACAUAUUUUGCAAACAAUGUUUCGAUCUAAGAUACUUAUAGGUCAAUGUCAUGUCGUCCAAAAAUAGCUGUAUUUGAACGAUAAAAUUCAAAACAACUUUCGAAACAACAGUAAAACGCAUCUUCAGACGAAACGCAAAAGGAAACAUGGUUUGUGUAGGAAGAGUUAAAUGGCUUGUCUCAGAAGAGUCUUCAGCCAUUCCUUGCAAUUCAGAGCGACCACCAGGCAAGAUUGAUACUGUUAAAUGUCAACAAAGACAAAAUAACAAGCUUAACGGAAAAUGAUACUGAGCCAAAAUAAAUAGCCUUCAUACUGCUGAGUAGUAUUGAGUCAGUAAGGAAUACAACAACAAAAUUCCAUGUGAAAAGGGCAAGAAAAACAAGAAAUGAAAUAGAUACAGCCGUGAGCAACGAUCAAAAUGUGGUCAGUCAGGAUCUCGUGUCGAGGAAGUAUCCGGUAAUUAAAAUCCUGUGGGAUUCAAAUGGCGGACCACCCGCAUUUUUAAUUGUUGAUGCUACAUGCCGUAAGUGACCCUAAGGAGUCUCCGGCAUUGCUGCUGACAGUAAAACGAAGUGUCACUUGCCCACGGUGGAUUUCAGUCACGUUUCGUUCGUUAAUCUCAGCAUUUAACACAAAACACCGGAAUAAAAAAAUCUUCCGCGAUGAAAUUAAGAUACCAGAUUGGGAGGGGGGGGGGAUGUGCGGAAGGGGGAGAACGGUACCCAAGGCUAUGAGUAGGGGGGCCUUAUCUUACCAUUUUUUGUAUUUUUUCAUUUCCAUAUUUUGCUUUGUUUUUUUUUUCCAAAAGUUAGAGAAUUAUCUGUCCUAGGUUCACAUCGUUUUGAAAUGUUGUAAUUCACUAUCUUCGCUUAUUGAGGUAUUCGCUUCUCUUUAAAUAAGGAGAAAGGUUGAACGACCUUUUAUUCAAUUAAGGAAAUAAAUACCUUGAGUUCGAAUCUCGUUGCUAUCUGCAACCAUACAUUUUUAUUGUAUGCAUUUCUCGCUGUAUAGCAUUACAAUGUUUUCCGAUUUAAUCUGAUGAGAGGUUUCUAGAGGCAAAUAAACCUGUGUGUUGGCUAACGAAAAGAUGAAACAUCCGAGUUAUGUAAUACACAUGUCCAAGCUUAGUGAGAAAUGAAUUAACAAAUGUAUUUUCAAUGGAUAAUAAGAGUGUUUACUUUUCUGUCAAAUUACUGGAGUUUUCCUCCGAUUACGUGUUUUAACCUGAGUUGUGGUCAAAACCACAAUAUUUGAAGGAAUACGACAGCAACAAUAUUCAUUCGCCAUUCAAGAAAAUCGGUAAAUCUGAAACAGCGAUAUAGGCUUUCACCGGAAAGAUAAUGCAAAUAUGAUAUAUUAAUGAAGUCAUCGUUUCGUAAAUGUCAUAAACGGCGAAACGACUUCACUAACGUACGAGACAAGAACAAAUUUCACGUCAACGACUGAGACCAAAACAUUUUAAACAAUGCAUACACUUGAAAUAUCAAGGAUUAUUGAAAUUAAUCGAGGAAAAAACCAAACAAAAACAGAACCUAUGGAAAAGUAAAUCAACAUAGCAUAAAACAGAAGAAGAAACACAAACAAACAAAAUACCAAGUGAAUGUUUCAUUUUUAGUGGCAAUCAAACAUUCAAAGGUAUUAGGAUAGAUGUCUUAAUUCAAUAAACUGUAAUUCUCUGUGAUUAACCUCUUGAAACCUCAUUUGAGCCUAAAAAUACUUCGACCUUACGCUCCUUGCUUAAAAGAUUCCAUGACAACUCGUAGAACGAAAUGUAACCAUAUAAGAGUCAAUUGACUUUGCUUGUAAAAGAUAGAGUGCUUUGACUAACCUUGGUACAGUGCCCAGACUUUCAAAUCUUUUUAAUAUUUUGUGAUGACGCACACAGUAAUCUACAAGAAAAUAAAGGUAGCGGUUGGAAUUUGACUAAGAAUAUAACUACCAGUAAGCAAUCAUACACAUUAAUUUAUGACCGUGUAUUAGAGCGGCCAGAGUUAAGUGUUGAUGCAGUCAUUUGAGAGUAAAAGCAGGGAAUAUCACCGCUACAAUCUUUUGGCACAAGGUCUAUUGUGUAAUUGAGGUCACCCAUAAACGAGGACCAAUUCAUACCCUGAUAAUGUUUGAAAGAUCUUCACCAACUACACUGAAUGUAUGACUGAGAAAGGCUUAUUUAACUUCUAUUCGAAAUCACUGAUUUAAAAUCACCCGUCUGUCAGAGAUCUUUCACCCGUCUGUCAGAGAUCUUUUUUCCCUAACAACUUGACUGACUUGACCGCAUGUGCGUACUUAUGUUAGUAAACAAAUGAAAAAAACAGUAUUAUUCUUAAGAGACGCGGGGUGAUUAUCGAAAGUUGUCAAAUAUGAAAAAUUGUUUCUAUAUUUCUCUCUCAAGACGAUUCCUAUGUAUGAAAAAUACACAAUAAAGGUACGAGCAUAGAUUAUGUACCUGCCGUACUCAAAACUUUAAGCGAGGUUCUAAGUUCCAUCAUAGAGUAUCUCGCUCGAGAAUUUUCCAUUCAAUGAUUUUUAUGAUGUCCUUUUAUGAGCUCCACCUAAUGCAACCCAUUUUCCUUCUCUAAGUAAGGUUCCUGUUGCAUUAGACAGUGUUAUUCUCGUGCAUCUCCAAGCACGAUUUUCAAAACUAAUUUCCCGUACACACUUUCCAGUGUCUUGAACAUCCUUCCAUUUCGAAGAGUACUACUGGUUACCAUCAUCCUCGAUACAAGCGAGUGAAGUGCUCCCAAAGGCGACCGUCUGCUAUUAAAAGACGAUUAAGAUUAUUUCUGUUUGAAAUGCAAACACAGAGGGUUCAAAGUAUAAAAUGUGACGCGGGUUCAAAGUACAAAAUGUGUGGUGCGUGGUCUGAAGUGGCAUGCAUGAUGUCUUUGUCAUAGACAAAAUUAGUAGCCACCCAAAUUUAUGGGUUUGGACCAAUGAACGUUCAAGUAUUGAUCUUUACUUUUAUCAAUUUAAAAAAGUUCAGAAACUCCUCUAAUUAAUUUCGUUUCCUUUUUAUUUUUCAGAGAUUUGAAAAACUUGCACAAAGAUGUCGUUUACACUGGGAGCUUCUGUUCUUCUGCUUUGUUCUACCUUUGGCCUUGUCUACGGCCGUAAGUUUUCCUUAUAUACUGUUUUGUUUUUUGUUUUGGGUUGUUGAAAUAAAACGAAGUUUCUACGAGGAUUUUACGUAAAAGAAAACAUGUUUAUUCCACAAUACGUGAUGAGAUGGAUGAGAAAACAGCUGCCAAUGAAGUUCGCCAAUAUCAGCUACAUUGCAACGGUUGCAGAGGCAGCUGAGGUAUAAAGGGGCUGACCAUAAUAAAUGAAACACUUCUGAAAACUAUCACGUAUGACUCAUCAUGAUAAAGUAGGGACUGAGAGUGGGGAGCUUUUCAGACCUGAUUGAGUCUCGACAGCUUAGAUCUAAUAGCAAGAUUUAGAGAUCAGCAGAUAACAGAAAAGUUUAUUGUCUACUAACUUCUCCUGUAGUGAAAUUCGAACGAACUGACAUCCAAACGUCUACAUGUUGACCAGUUUCACAUGCUUAAAACAUCCUUGAAGACCCGGAUAGAAAGAAAAAACCACUAGUUGUCACUAAAAUUUGAGUUUUCGCGGGUGACACCUCUGUUGAUCACUGCACAGUGCAAUUUAAGAAUGAUAGAACUGGUUAUGCAAGAAGAGUACGUGAAAGUACGUUAGAGUGAUACUCAGAGUGGAUACUGUAACCCAACUGGGUAGUUUUGGAAUACUUUUUUAUAUUUACAGUCUUUGAAAAUCAUCUGUUUCUUUCUUUCAGUCCAUUCUAACACACGGUUUACUGCCACACCUCCAGUCAAUGUCAAUGUUGCUGUGAAUGAUUCAGUGACGUUUGUCUGGAAAUUUAAAUUUGGAAACAGACAGGAUUGGACCGAAUUUAAUGAGUUUGUCUGGGGGACAGUUGACAGCGGCCACGUAACCAACAAAUACAUAACCGUUACAAAGGGCAUCCUUUCUUUGUUUAUCAAUAAGAGGCUUCCGAAGAAUCUCAGAGGUCGGAUUAGUUAUUCUGGAACCAUCAGUUCAACCGGGUGCAAGCUGGAGUUCACUAUAACGGAUGUGCAGCGAUCGGAUGGAAACGUCGUUUAUGGCUGCGAUGCGGACAUUGCAGGAGUAGACAUAGUUAGCCAACCAUUUCGUUUAACAGUUACGUAAUGGUAAGUUCUGUUGCCCAUUUAAGCUAUCACUUCAGUGUAUGUUUUAAGAUUAACUUUGGGUAGGAUACGGUGCUCUCACAAAUUCACACUCAAGAGUAUAAAUGGUGCCGCAGAUCUAUCAGGAGUGUUUGGCAUGAGAACAGACAUGAUCGCUUUUGCCAUCUUAAGACUGUAAAUAAGGAUAACCAACCUUUGGAGCCGAUUAGGAGAGGACCGCACUUAGAGUUAGUGUCUGCUGGCAUUUUGCAUCUCUGAUAAUUUUUUAUCAAUCAUGAUGAGCAUUCAUUAACAUGCGAGUGUUGAAAUUAUUGAUGAAUAAUUGAAAAUGAAGUUUACGUUACAUUGAAUUUACUAACCCUAACCCUGAGCAAUGUUGCAGACCUUUGAAGAGGCACGCGCGCUGUUUAAGCGGGCUUUAAAAAGUCAUUUUCCUUGCUUGACUGAAAUUAAAGGAUCUCGCUCCAUUUCGUGUUUCGCAGUUACAAAAUGGCCGCUCGUACAAUAAUUUACGAUAACACGAGAGGAAAUCGUAAGUUUGGCUCUGAAUCUCACAGUUCGCAUGUUAAUCAAAAGCGCAAUAAAAAGCCCAAAUAUUACAUAUCAAACCUAACUAAGUUGAGUUAUUUUGAUGUUAUUAAUUCUACUCUUUUUUUUCCAAUUUUCAGGCUAAUAACUGAGCAAACAACCAAGCUGAGUCCGUAUCUCCCAGUGAUCUGGUUCAAGUAGCAUGUUCAAUACUUCGGUAACACUUUGUGUAGUGACAACACGACUUCGAUUACGCUAUAAUUUUUUCUCUUUUAUCUGGCAUUUCGGGGUAGUUUUUCAUUUUACAGUAAUUAGCGAGACAUGAACUUGUAACUAUUAGUUUACAAAAACACAUUA
Pocillopora meandrina is the source of this 12603-nucleotide messenger RNA. NCBI's taxonomy places the organism in Eukaryota, Metazoa, Cnidaria, Anthozoa, Scleractinia, Pocilloporidae. The record is from the annotation of a GenBank genome assembly.